AUGGUUCUAACUCUUUCUGACUGAUUCUAAUUGGUUUUAACUGGUUCUAACUGAUUUUAAUUGGUACUGAAUGUUUCUAACUGGUUGCAGUGUCUCAGAGAUGAAGCUGCAGGACGUUCUAUCCUGUCUGAUGAAGGACGAUGCCUUCAAGGGGCGUGGGAAAUACCACAGCCAGACGUCGCCCCGAGCGCUGCAGCAGGACAUCAGGGAGCGCGCCACCGUCCUGCAGACACAGCUGGAGGACUUCGUUCAUUCUGACACCCACUGGGUGCAGGCGGCUAAGAAAGCGCUGCAGUCCUUCCUGCGGGCCUACACCACCUACCCCGCCCACCUGAAGCAGGUGUUCCACCUGCGGCGCCUCCACCUGGGUCACACCGCCAAGAGCUUCGGCCUGAGAGACGCGCCGCAGGGCCUGAGCCCCGGCCCGGCCCCUAGGGGUCACGGGGGCCCCUGGGACCGGGUCCGCAACAGGAACCAGAACCAGGCUGGGAAACGGGCAGGAAGCCUGAGGAAGAACCAGAACCAGAACCCGGGGAGGAAACGGCUCCAUCUGGGUCACAGGGAGGCGGUUCUGAUUCAGUCAGAGUUCUCCAGCGGCUUGGAGGGAGGCAGGGCCAAGAAGAAGAGGAAGAGGGACGUCACUGAGGAAGAGGAGGACUGAUAUUGAAGGUGGUUCUGAACAGAAUCGUCUCGGCCUGAACCUCCAGAAUCGCUCUGGUUCUGUCAGGCUGGACCCGGACCAGCAGACUGGGUUUAUCCUCAUAGUGAAACAUCGUGACACAGAACAUCUUUGAUCGGAUGAAUUUUAUUUACAAUCAAAUAAAAAAACAGAAAAAAA
Messenger RNA from Poecilia latipinna (sailfin molly), 838 nucleotides. Its product is annotated as probable ATP-dependent RNA helicase DDX31. Lineage: Eukaryota; Metazoa; Chordata; Actinopteri; Cyprinodontiformes; Poeciliidae. The record is from RefSeq and is a predicted model, not a curated record. The coding region runs from base 71 to 661 and encodes 196 amino acids. The transcript has 4 exons.